AUGCGCGGCGAGGCCAGCAAUGACGGCGGUGGCGGGGAUACCCAAGUCCUGGACGGCGGGACACCUCCGUUAGGUUCUCCAUCGAGUGAUGGGGAUGGGACACAGCGCGAGGCAGAUGAUUGGACCCUGUACGACGAAACACAGCCUCUGGAUGAUGCCGAGACCCAGUUAGUAGACGAGGUGGUGGAGAAGGAGGAGGGUGUGGCUGGCGAUUGGACGGAGACACAGUUGGUGGAGAGUGGCGAUGAGGAUGGUGGUGAUGACGGUGACCAAGUGAAGACGCAGCAGGAGGUGGAAGAUGGGAAAGGGGGUGAUGUCGGUGGUGGCGCUGAGGAUAAUGCCGGUAAUUGUACUAAGACCCAGUCGGAUGAAGAAUGUGAGGUGGAUGUAGUGAACACCGUUGUUGGAGACAUGGUUGAGACCCAGUUGGUUGAGGAAUCUGAGGAUGAUGAUGAUGACAACGAUGGAUUAAAUGGCGAUGAUGAACAUGAUCUUGGUGAGUGGGGGAAGACCCAGUUGGUUGAAGACUCUGAUGAAGACAUAGGUGACGAUGGGUUGAGCGAUGGCACUGUUGUCCUAAGUGACAAUGAGAGCUUGUCAGGGGAUGAGAGGGGUGUGAAGUCAGGAAUGAACAAAAGGGAUGCGAAGUUGGGAAUGGAAGGAAGUAUUGAGGGGUUAAAUGGAGGGAUUAAGAAGCAUGAUGAUAAAAAUAAUUUGGUGGAUUCUGAUGCAUCGACAGAUGAGGAGGGUGACACAGGUUCAGGUCACCUUCAGAUGAAAUUACCUUCUGUUUGUGUUGCAUCAGUACGGACAUGUGGAAUUUCUGAACCUCGGGACACUAUGUCUGUGAACUGUAUGAAGCAAGGGAAACAAAAGGCCUCAUCCAAUGCAAUACAUCCCCUGCCGAAAAUUGUAGAUGAAUCUACUUUGUGUAGCACCUCCUUUGGUGGGGUUGAUAACGACUCCCAUGGUUAUGUACAGAACCAUGAUAAAGGUGGAGGUAAAAGCAGAGAUAAGUGCUCAACAGCAAAAAAGCUUUUUGCUGACACAGCUGCUGAGGAUAGUGAAAACAACAGCAGAUGUCUUGCUGGAUUAAGCUAUGUUGGAUCACAGGAGCCUGGUGAUCUGUCACAAGCAAAUGCUUUUGAUGUUGUGGACAGGUUGAUUUCAAUCAACGGUGGAUUAUCAUCUCAAGAAAACACCCCAAAUAAAUUGGAAAAAGAAAAGCCACGUGUUUCAAGUAAGAGGGGGACUUUAAUGUUGGCUGAGAAGGUUGACCUUGGUAGAAGUUCCAAUAGGAAGGCAGAAAUAUUUGAAUUUGUGGAUAGCCGUGAAGAUGAUGGAGGAGGUGACUUUUUCAGUAAAAACAAAGACAUCUUGUUGCCGAAACCAAUUGGUAGAGGAAAACCAAAGAGUCAUUCUACCAGAGCAAAGAAAUCUUCCACAAAAAAAUCACAGGAAGAAAAUAACAUGGGGGAAGCCAUGAACAAAAGAAAUACCAAACUACCUGGGAGGUUUGAAACAAUUCCUUUAUCAGAUUCAAGACUAUUCAGAAGUGAUGUAAAGAGUAAGCGGGCUUCUGGAAACAAGACUAAGAAAAACCUUUUGAAGGACUUAGAUGAUCUAUCAAAUGCCAAAUCAUUGGAAGAACAGGAAAAGGCUGAUGUAGCUUUGAAUGAUGUUGGUCCAGAUACUCAAAUGGCUGCUGAAGCUAUGGAGGCCCUGGUACAAUGUUCACCUGCUAAAAGUUUAUCUGCUGAAGGUCAACCUCUGUUCAAUAGAGAUAUGAGAGCUGAGAUGUCCAGAAUAACUAAAAGUCAUUCGAAGAAUGGUUCUCCUCAGAGAACUAGCAACAUCCAGAAAGGUGUCGCAACACGUUCUAAAAGAAGAAAAGUAACUGACUUCAGUACCAAACCUCAGAAAGAAAGACUAAGAGGAUCGAAGACGCAAGAAAGUUCUGAGCCUAUAGUAAAAGUGAAACAUAAGCAAACAAAGUAUGUACCAGAGAAGAGCAAAGUUUCAAAGAAAUUUAUCGAUGAAAAUAAGUACCAUGGGACACCUGUUGCUCACCGAACUAGGCAUUGUAGUAGGAAUGACCCUUCUGCAUUUAUCGAGUUAUCUAAUAAACACUUGAGGAGAGGCAAGAAAUUGACAGGUGACAGCUCCACUAUUGGGCAAGUGCAAAAUAACCACAUUGCAACCAAAUCUGGUUUGAGUUAUUUUGAAAAAGAAAGCACAGAGCAGACUUAUACAAAUAAUGAUCAAGAUCUUCAGCAAUCUAGGGAUGGAAGCGCACAACGGACCAGUGUAAAUAAUGUUCAAAACCUUGAAGCACACAGAGUUGAACCAACAACUGAUGUUACAUGCAGAGAUUCCCCAUCACACCCCAAACGGCAAAGAACACCUACAAAAAUGAUACAGUCAACCGCUGCAGCUGCUGCAAAUCAUGAAAUACCGUCAGAAGUGGCAAGACCAUGCAAGAAAAGGCGGAUUUUCAUAAGAAGUGUUUCUGACCUGCUAAAGUAUGCAAAGAGGGAACCUUCCCAUGGAAGAUCAGUUUCUAUGAUGUCCAACAUUAUAGAAAAGUCAUUAGCUGCUUCUCCUGUACUUAAUUCUUCUGUAAGAGAUGACAGGAAAACUUCUUCUGAUGUCAUUAGCUCUGCACAGAGACUGAAGGAAUCCUCCCAUGUUGAGGAUACAAGCAAAUCACCAAAAAACAAUCCUCAAGUUCCGAAUAGUGCCAUGAAAACACCUUCAAAAGUGGUUAAUGAAUUGUCACCUACUUUUAGUCCUGUGAAUCCGUCAAAAGGCUCAAGUAGAAGCUUGUCAAAAGCUUCUAUUGCGAGAGAAUUACUGAAGCUAGAUCCUGAAAAUGUGCUAUCAAAUCAGCAGAGAAAAGAUUCCAGAAGGAAGGAUAUGGCCAGUGUCAGUAUUUUAUUCAGCCAUCAUUUGGAUGACGAUGUUAUCAAACGUCAAAAGAAGAUCUUGGCGCGCUUAGGAGUUUGUGAAGCAUUUUCGAUGGCCGAUGCAACACACUUUGUUGCAGAUAGAUUUUGCCGCACAAAGAAUAUGCUAGAAGCAAUAACUCUUGGCAAGCCAGUAGUUACAUCAAUGUGGCUUGAAAAUUGUGGACAAGUAGGCUGUUUUAUUGAUGAGAGGAAGUAUAUUCUGAGGGAUGAAAAAAAGGAAAAGGAGAUAGGUUUCAGCAUGCCUAUAUCACUGACCUCAGCUUGCAAACAUCCUCUUCUGCUGGGAAAAAGAGUCUUUGUAACAUCAAAUGUGAAACCAAGUCAGGCAGUGGUGACUAGCUUGGUUAAAGCAUCAUCGGGGCAGCCACUAGAGAGGGUAGGACGAUCCAUAAUGAAGGAAAAGGAGGUACCUCCUGACCUACUGGUUAUCUCAUGUGAAGAAGACUAUGAAACUUGUGCACCACUACUCGAGAAAGGUGCUAGUGUUUUUAGCGUGGAGUUUCUACUAAACGGUAUAGUCAUUCAGAAACUGGAGUAUGAGAGGCACCGCCUUUUCAUGGACCGAGUCAAACAGACCCGCUCAUCACGGUGGUUGAAGGACACUGUGCAAGACCGGUUUGUCCCUGUACCCAAGCGCCCCCGUACCUAG
Miscanthus lutarioriparius is the source of this 3618-nucleotide messenger RNA. NCBI's taxonomy places the organism in Eukaryota, Viridiplantae, Streptophyta, Magnoliopsida, Poales, Poaceae. The record is from the annotation of a GenBank genome assembly.